AGCGCCGGGUUGGCGCGGUCUCUCUGCGUCCCCUCUCAGGGCGGUGCCGAGGGCGGCCACCGGCCCUGCCCGCUCCGUUCCCUCGGGUCCGCCCUAGGCUGGUGCCUCCGGCGCCGGCGAAUCUGCCGCGCUAGUCCCGCCGCUAGCGCGGUUUGGGCGGUUGUCAGGGAGAAGCAAGAUGGCGGCCGCGGCGGCGGAGGAGGACACGGAGCUGCGGGACUUGCUGGUGCAGACGCUGGAGAGUAGCGGGGUACUCAAUAAGAUUAAGGCAGAGUUACGAGCAGCUGUGUUUUUGGCAUUAGAAGAACAAGAGAAAGUAGAGAACAAAGCACCUCUGGUAAAUGAAAGCUUGAAAAGUUUUUUAGGUACAAAGGAUGGUCGCUUGGUAGCAGGUCUUGUUGCAGAAUUUCUACGGUUUUUCAAUCUUGAUUUUACUUUAGCUGUUUUUCAGCCUGAAUCAAGCACACUAAAUGGCCUUGAUGGUCGAGAAAACUUAGCUCGAGAUUUGGGAAUUACAGAAACAGAAGGUGCUGUGGGUGGCCCCCUGUUGCUGGAGGUUGUUAGGAAGUGUCAGCAGAAAAAGACUUCAGGUGGUGGAGAAGCAGCCGAAAACACUCGGAGUGAUACAAGUGUCUCAUCAGGGGAAGCAAGCAAAAGAAGUAUUCAUUUUCUGCCUAAUGAAACAAAAUUAGAUCCUCAACUAGAAAACAAAGACUUGAAUACCAAAGAAAAAAGUGAUCCACUUGUGGAUGAAGAUGAUGUAGUGGGAGAUUCUUUCUUUGAUGACCCUGUACCCAAACCAGAAAGAACUUACGGCUGGAAAAGUGAGGCUAAUAAAGCAGGAAGUCUAUCAUCCCUUUCUGAUGCACCGGCUCUAAAAAGUGGGUUAAGCUCCCUGACUGGUGCACCUUUGCUAAAGGAGUCUGAUAAUUUGGAUAGAAACUCUGUUUUAAAAGACCUGCGGUUGGUGAAUGCAAAGCUGGGAUCACUAGAAUUAGGAAAUGAAGAUGAUGAUGAAUAUGCUGAUGACUUCAACAGUACGAGUCAUCGCUCGGAAAAAAGUGACAUCAGUAUCGGUGAAGAAAUAGAUGAAAUUUCUGUGGGAACAGAAGAGUCAAAUGCCAGUGAUAAACUCGAAAGCAUCACACAAGACCUUACCAUUUCUCAGUUAAGCGACGUUGCAGAUUAUCUAGAAGAUGUGGCAUAGAAUUGGACAGCAAAAAUCUUUCGUUGUGCUGGACUAGAAGACUGCUGUGGACUAUUAAUUUCAGACAAUCACCUUUUGCUGGAAUGUCCACUCCCUAUUUGUGCCUUGUGUUUUAAAAAUACUGUAGGUGAAGAAGAUUUUAAAAUAUUCUGAACAAGAACUAGACUAGAUAGUGUGUUCCCAUUUGAGUAUGAUACCAGAAUUACUUUCUUCGGUUGAUUCAGCCAAACCUUUCACAGAAGGAGGUGGAUUUUCCAAGCAGAAUGUCCAUUGCUGGCAGUGGACAUAAUAAAAACCAAUUGAUAAGAGAACAUUGAGAAAGCGGCAUGUGGCUUUAUCGUGAACUUGCACUGUUAUUUUAACAGUCAGAUUUUUUUUAAAGAUAACCAAAGCAAGAACCUUCAACUCACACUUCUUUUAACACAACCAUGUCAAGUCAGCAUGUAGUCCAUAUUUAUGGUAACUAUAGCCACAAUACCUAAUUACUCCAGACUUACUUGAAACUGCUCUUUUACAGACUCCUCUGAAAGUUGGACUUUACCUUUUUUAAAAGCAUGUUAAAUUGAGAGUAUCUAAACUCUUAAACCUAAAUUUAGCUAUAUUUAGGAGCUAAAUUUAGCACUAGUCUUAACCCAGAAUAUUCUUGUUUAAAUAUGUUUGUCAAACCAUUGAUGUUAAGACCUAAGCUGUUUCUAUAUACGAUCAUUUCAUCAAUGUUAUCUGUUGUUAAAUCAUGAAAAGUAAUUUUGUAAUGAUUCACAAAUCAGUAACUAAGUCUUAUGGGGUAAGUUUUUAACAGUGUGAGAUACUUAGUGGAGCUUUUAUUUUUGAGGAUUCUUCAUGUGCUGUAAGAUCACUUUUAUUCUUGGAAAUAUUUUAAGUAAAAAUGAGCACCAAAAAGUGAAACUACAAAACUUCUGCUUUUCAGAUUCUGACUGCUGUACAAAGUUCAAUGCAAAUAUUUAAAAAUGCCAUACUGAAGACAUUAUGGACACUAAGUGCUAGCUAAGAGCAAAUUCUUGUAUUUUCAUGAUGCUCUUGCAGAACAGGGUCAGUCAUGGCAAGGUUGACAGUUCUUCAAUGAUACUGUUGCAAGUGGCACUGCUGUAAUGUGUAGGUCAUUCGUAAUGGACAAAUUUGGACAUUUGUAAUACUGAAACAAGACUUCAAAAUGUGCACUUUCUGAACAUUGUGAACACAUCUGGAUAACAGACAUGUAAGUGAAUAUAAAUAAUUUUAUUUUUAACUUCAUUUUCUUUUUUUUGAGGAUUUGUAAUUUUCUUUUUCAGGAACACUGUUGGCCUGUCAUCAGUAGUCACCAUAGUGGAAGUAGCAUGCUAAACUAAAGCCAUUGGUUAAGCAUAUAAAGAUACUACUAUCACUAGAAGCUGACUUAAAUAUUUUUUUGCACUGGUCCAGCAGGCCUGGAGCAGUGCUGGGAAGUUAGGCUUGUAUGAAUGAUUUGAGAGGAGACAGCAAAAGUGUGCCUUUUAUUUAUGUGCACCCCAAAAAUAGCCAGCAAAAAAGCAUCAGAGUAUUUAGUUAUGGUGUUAACGUUUCACUUUGUGCCAUAUUGUAGCAACUGAACACAGAGGAGAAUUUUUUUCACCCCAGGAAGUCAAUAUGCCAUAACUUCAAAUAGGAACAAUGCUGUAACAUAUGAUAUAGCAUGUGUAAAAAAUUUGUCUGAGGGUAGGGGAACCUGUGCCUCAAGACAAUGUAUAUGGAAAAGUUUGGAUUGGACUUUUUUCCAUUCUUUUUUCCUUUAUUUUUUCUUAAGAAUAGUAUCAGCAUGUCUGAAGGAAAUAAAAUUUCACAUGAACAGUUGCUUUUGGCAUGCAUUUUUAAGGUGUAUGGAAUAAUUUAGAGGCAGUGUUGUUUGCUUUCUUACAUGCCUUGGGAAAACAUGAUGUUCCAUUACCUGUUAGCUGUAGGAUAUGUGGCAAUUUAUCAUACCAAAAGAAACCAAAAGUUUAUUAAAAUACUGCUAAUUGCAUUUGAAGAUGUGGCCUUUUCAUUAACUAAUUAUAUAUUUUAAGUGUUAACAUGACUUGUGUUAACAGCUAAGUAUUGUUCUUACCUUGGGAAUUAGUUGGAGACCUUGCACUUUGGCUCUAAUUGAAGGAAAUACCAAAAAGUGGUACAUCUCCAUGCUGUUCCUCCUGUGAACUUUUACUGAAUUGUGUAUAAUAAUUCAAAUUGUAAAAUAAAGCUAUUGUGCUGGCUAAAUUAUCUUUUGAGACUUGUUGAACCAGAAAUCUUAACAUUUAAAUAAUUUAAGGAAGCUCUAUGGGAUUUGAGGGGUUUUUAUGAAAAAUACUUUUUUUAUAGUCCAGUCUUCAAUUGAGAAUUCUUUUAAGCCCAAAGGAUCUUGCAAUUCCUGAUGAUGAAUCUGGUUUAGUUGUGACAGAAUUAUAUUACUGGUAUCAGCCUAAGUUGUCAGAUGGUUUAUGAUUCAACAAAAGAAAGAAACCCAACAAUCUUGAUUGGGAAAAUUUUGUCUCAUUUACCACUGUUAGAGGUAUUUGAACAUAAGUGACAAGUUAAACUCUCUUGAAUGGUUGUUUCACUGUAUAUUUCAAAACAUAUUGAUUAGUAUUUCACAUAGGCUUCUCCCAGAAGGACCAAUGUAGUUGAGUACCUCACUCAAAUGUUAGAAUUGACAACCAGAGCCCUGUAAUAAAAAGAUGGGAACAUUUCUGUGAGCAGAGAAGCAAGUGUUGGAGAGGGACACUGGUGACUGCUCUCUGCAGUUCUGUAUCAACUAGGUCUGGUUAGAAAUACUCUAUUUUGUUAAAGGCUCUCUGUAAUUUUUUUAAUAAAUUCCGUGGUUUUUUAGAAGUAAAAACUAGACUGACUGACAGUUUCAUAACAUUAACAUGGCUCUUGUAAUAAGACUGGAUUAUAAAAAUGAUACCUCUCUUUUAAAUUUCUUUUUGCAAAAUUGCUACAUUCCAUCUCUUUUUAAGUUAAAUGGGAAACCACAGCACAUCUCAUAAAAUAUUUUCUUGUAAGUGAUGCUUUCUGCAGAUAUUAUAACAUCACUAUCAAUUUUAGACUGUUUUGACAACAUACAGACACUACACCUAGCUCUUGAGACAACUGAAAUACCUGAUUAGAUGAUGCUGGUAAAGAUGGGGUUUACUAGUUCAUUUUCAUUUUAGUAUAGUCGUUUUCACUGAUGAAAUACUGUCAACAAAGACCAGCCUUCUCCUCAGGAAGAAAAAUUCAUCCAUGGGUAGAACUUUGUGGCAGAUGCAUGUUUUUUGGCAGGCCCUUUAGUUUGAUAUUUUCUUUGUAAGGCAGAGCCAAAAGAAAUUCAACUGAAUUGCAAGAGGUGCAGUUCUAGUGGGUUUGUAAGUGAUGUUACUCAUACUGAAGCUAAAUCCUCUAAGGCUAGUUGCCAGAAUCUCCCAAAGCAUUUUUGUAGCCAAUUUGUGGACAGAUAGCCUGGAUAAAAAGCAACUUUGCAGAAAAGAGCCUGGAGGAAGCUUUGAAGAAUGAAAGCCUGGAAGUGUGGGUCAGAGUGCAGGCUGAGGGAAGUGGUUACUUCCCCUUCCUUGUGAGGUCACUACCUGCAGUGUUGUGUUUAGCUUGGCUCCCCCAGUACAAGAGUUCUAGGCAUGGAUUUUUUUUUUCCUGUUAUUGCCACAAAAUAGAGCCUGGUACAGGAUCUUAGAGGAUGGUGGUGGGGCUGGGGUAUGUGAUCCAUGAAGAGCUGAGACUGUUCUGCCUCUAGAAGAGAAGGUAAAGAUGGGUGGCUAAACUGAACUUCCAUGCUUACAGUGGACCAAUUGGAAAACAGACCUGUACUCUUCCUACAGGUGCCCAGUAAAAGGACAACAAUCUGCAGUGAGAGGAAUUCCAGUUGCAUACAUGAAAUAAAAUCUAAAGAAUCACCAUGCAAAUGGUCCAGGAUUUAGAGCAGAUACCCAGAGAGAUUGUGAAGUCUCCAUCACUGGAAAAUUUCUAAACUCAGACUCAGAGCCACCUGCUAUAUCUUUGAAGUUAGGUCUGCUUUGAGUAGCAGGCUUGACCUCCACCAAACCCUUUCCACUUAGAUUAUUACAUGAUUUGAGGGAAACAGACCUCUGUAUGGAAAACUGGUUAUUACGGGGAUAGACAAAUCAUUUGGCUGCCUCUGUGCAUGCAAACCAUCCUGUUUGUAGGUAGAAAUAGUUUUGCUGCAGUUUAUCAGUGCAGGUGUUUACAUUCAUGCUAACUGUCCCAUGGAGAAAGGCCAUUUGCAAUUACAGUCAUUUAACAUUGGCACUACUGUAAGGGUUUAAAUCUUAUGUCCUUGAAGAAAUCUUUUAGGAAACAUGAACUUGGAACAUAAUUGAAUAGUGUGCUGUGUGAAUAACUGCAUCUGAUCCUUACACUUGGAUCUAAGUUUAAAAACAAAGCAUAAGGUUUUUAGAAGUUUUUCAGUUUCUUAAGAGCUUUAAGUUUUUUGUUUCAAUUGCUCUGUGCAAUAGGGAAAUCACAAUAGACACAAGGUAGUAAAAUCAGGUCAUUUGUCCUGUUCCCCUGUAAAAGUGUCACAUGUGCUUUCAUAGCAAGAAACUGCUUCAGGUUUUUUUGUUGUUUUUUUUCUCUGGAAUGGAAAAUUUUUCACCUUGUGCUCACAACAUGGUCUGUUUUGGCUGACAGGUGUCCUUCAGGCCAUGCUGCAAGGGAAACUAUUGGGAAAAGGCUGGCAUGUAGCAGAGCAGUGUUUCCAGAUGCAUUUUUGGCUUAGGUGAUUGUGGCGGACUUGCUUUUAAACUGGUGUUCCCAUCAUGUUUCAGACAUGUAAUUCUGGUUUGUGUUAGUUUAUGUGAUUAAAAGCUCAGCUCCACAAAUGGAAAGCAGACCAAAGAGGUAACUUGUGUAGGUGCAUCUGCCACUGCUGGGGGCUGCUGUGAUCCAGCAGCUCCUCUCCUGAGGUGCAGGCCUGUGAGGCUCAGCACACUGGAGCCACCCACAUCAGCAAGCCCUCAGAACCUGCAGACAACAAGCCUCCUGUGCGGGGGGCAGGGGAUUAAGGCUCAGUUCUUGUAAGCACAGAGGAGCAAGGACAAGGGGAAGCCUAAUACUGAACUGGAGCUCUUGAAGCUGAACUCCCUUUCUAUUUCCUGAGCCAUGUCAGGAGACAUGCCCCCAGGCAAGAUCUUGGGUCACCUCAUGGGCUUAUUGACCUACAGACACAUGGGCUGAUGGGAUGUUGGAGAAGACUAUUUGGACCAUGCAUAAAUCCUGUUCUGAGAUAUUUAGACCCAGAACCAGAAGGGGAGAAAGGGAGGGGUCAUGGUUGUUUGGAGGAACAAGCAUGGGCAGAGAGAGAAGGGGGCAGUUGUGGGCAAACAGGCUGCUGCACAGCAGUGUGUCUGGCUGUGCCUACCCCUCAUAGCACUGUCUGCUCUCCCUGAAAAUUCUUUCCAGUCCUUUCUAAAUAUGAAUAAAAUACUUAAAACUGCCUUAAGUAGGGCCUGUGGAUAAAUUUGGGAUGAAUUUAGACAAACUCUAAAAGCAUACAUUUCCUUGAAAGCAAUGUGAUACUUGGCUACGAAGAAACGUUAGACAAAGAUUGGGUUUUGCAAAAUUAUUCUGGCAGCCUUUAUAAGAAAAGCACCUUUAUGGUGUUAAGUACCUGACAUCCUGACUGAUAUUUUCUUCAUCUCCUUUGAACUGCGAAGUAAGAGGUCUGUGCUCUGUUCAUUAAAAGGAAAUUGAUAAAAUUGAAAGAUAAGUAGUUCAAAGCAUUCCAAGCAAGAUGAAAUUGCAAAAUGUAUUCCAAUUCCAAAGCCAAGAUGAAAUUGCAAAAUGUAGGUUCUGGGUUUCAGAGACUAAAGCAAUCCUGAAGGUGAGAAUUACGUACACUUAAACUUCAUAAUUUAACAUGUAUUCAUGGGAGAAAUAUGAAAUUUAAAGUAAUUCUUAGGGAAUAAAUUGUAGAUUUAAGUAAUAGGCUCUGUCAUUAAAAAGCAACACAAACAUACACCAGCUAUUGUUAACUGUAGCAGUGCAAAACUGGUGUUUGUCAGUUACACUCACUCAGUAGACUAAUGUUAAUUAAGCCCUAGUGAAAUUUGAAAUUAGACAUCAUAACAGAAAUUAUUGACUGUACAAGAAGGUUUGAAUUUUGAGCAGGUUUUGGCAGUGCAGGUCUCUUUAAAGUGUGGUCACAGAUUUGGGGAGGUACUGAUGAUCUCAGAGAAGAAGUGGACAAAUUCUCAUGGUCUUCUUCCAUGAAAGAUAAAUUAAAAUUAAUUAAUACUGUCAUGAGUUUCUGGUUUCAAUGAAUGUGUGCUAAUUUGAUGGCACUUGAUUUGAAGGAGCUGGAAGUGCCAGUCAAACAAAUGCAUUGGGAUAAUAAGCGUAAUCCAGCCUGGAAGAGAGAUUAGGAUACACUAGUGUGAUGUUAAUGCAUAGGAGCUCUUCUGCACUGAUUUCUUGCAUGUGUGCUUUUGCACUAAAUAUCAAAAUGUAUUAAGAAAAACUGUGGAAAAAUUAAAAGGAACCCAGAGAGGCACAAAAAUAUAUGCAGAAACCAGUGCCAAGUACCACUUUGAAAGUAGCCGAGUCAAUCAAGCUUGUACAAAGAUGAUUAAAUCAAGCACAUGCACAUGCAUUGAGACUAACCCAAAGAACAAUGACGCUGAGAAGGCAAUGGGUGGUAGCAGAGAGCAAGUUAUGUAAAACUGACACAGUAAGAGUGCUGGCAGCCACACAAGAGCUGUGGUUUGGUGCAGGAAACUCCCUUUGCACUGACAAGGGAUGAUUGAGGCUGUGCUCCCUUCCCUGGGGCAUGUGGAUGUGUUCUUGAUGGUGAAGCAGAUACCAAGCUGAGCAGUUUAGAGCAGGGAGAAGCAGGUGCAAGGAUUGAGUUUAAAAAUCUGAAGAAAUAACUGCAUCAUAUUAGAGAUUAACCAUGAGGAGCACUCUGGUUUUGAACCAAGAGGUCAUAAUCCCAUUUGUAAACAAAAAUUCAGAAGGUGGACAUUAGUUUUGGCUGUGGUCUGGUGUUAUUGGGAAUGAGCUAGAAAAUUGGGAAAAGCUGAGAAGAUGCGUGGCUGUAGCAGCUCAUAUAGACUACAUGAUCUCACAGCUCUGCCCCACAGUUUUUUGUCACAGAAAUGCCUCAUAAUGCUACUGCUCUAGCAGUACAAGCCAUGUAAAGAGCCUGUGAAACGCAUUUUUCGGGGCAGUGACUCUCCUGUCUUGCAUUCAUGGUGGGAGCAGAGCCACCGAGGUUCUCUUCUUGUGGCACAGCCCGUUCCCCACCACGGCCCCACCCCACCUGGGGCUUCAGCUCGAGUGCGAUUCACAGAAGUGCCCAAGGGAGGAGGCUGUUCAUCUCUUUCUAUGUCUUCCUUUGCUGAAGAGCAGCUCUUAAGGUCUGGUUCAGGCUUAGAGCCAUGUGGAAGCUAAAAAGCAUGUGAGUUAGAGAGCAGUGCAGCCCAUUCAAGACUCAGUCUGGACCCGGCAUUGACCAUUCCCACUCCUUCAGACUUUGAAGCAAAGGGUUGGGUCUGUGCAGUACAGCUACAGACCUCAAAGAAAAAUGGGGUCACAAAUGUAGGCCAAUUGCCCAUGCUUCACGGAACAGGAAAUCUUGCAGAACAGCCUUUUUCUUUUACUCAUCUCUCAAUGUAGUUAGAAUUUUUUUAAAAUGUAUGCAUCCUGACUCGUGCUGUUGUAUAAUGAAAAGGUCUGUUCGUAAUGGGAAGCAAACUGAACACUGUCCAGUUUUGUGGUC
Messenger RNA from Passer montanus (Eurasian tree sparrow), 8948 nucleotides. It is a transcript of the gene CEP43, whose product is annotated as centrosomal protein 43. The record is from RefSeq and is a predicted model, not a curated record. Gene Ontology annotation, biological process: microtubule anchoring. The transcript is spliced from 11 exons. The coding region runs from base 179 to 1207 and encodes 342 amino acids. Gene Ontology annotation, molecular function: protein binding. Gene Ontology annotation, cellular component: centrosome. Lineage: Eukaryota; Metazoa; Chordata; Aves; Passeriformes; Passeridae.